This is a messenger RNA of Suncus etruscus (white-toothed pygmy shrew), 1451 nucleotides long. It is a transcript of the gene SPMIP6, whose product is annotated as chromosome 1 C9orf24 homolog. The coding region runs from base 1 to 1038 and encodes 345 amino acids. The record is from RefSeq and is a predicted model, not a curated record. Gene Ontology annotation, molecular function: alpha-tubulin binding. Lineage: Eukaryota; Metazoa; Chordata; Mammalia; Eulipotyphla; Soricidae. Gene Ontology annotation, cellular component: perinuclear region of cytoplasm; manchette. The transcript has 7 exons.
AUGUUUCUCUUCUCACAUAAGACCAAGACUCCCAUCAGCACCUACACUGACUCCUAUAGAGUUCCUACCUCCAUCAAGGAGGUCUACAAGGACCCAUCUCUCCGUGUCUGGGAAGUCAACAAGUUUGUGACCCGGGGCCUUACUCAGAGAAUGCAACAUCCAGAGAAUCUUGAUGAUCUGCAAAGGAUGGUCAAUUGUACUAUGCAGGACUAUACUUACAAAGACACCUUCACAGGUCACCCCUACUUUCCUGAGAAAUACUGGAUCUCUCCAUUGGAAGUUAACAGAUGCCCCCCAAACUACCAAUGGGGAGACCAGUACAACUCCUGGAGGAUGGAGCCUUACUACUACGUCAGCUGGAACAACAGAUACCCCACAUUCCUUCCCCCGCUGCCUAAGCAACCGGCCCAAACACUGAGAGCCCUGGGGGAUGCGGCCGAGGGCGCAGGCCAGGCCGGGUAUGGAGGACCUGCAAGAGCCCCUCAGAAGGAGCAAGUCUUCGUGGCCAGAGAUAGAGUUAGCAUGUUGUGCCCCUUCCAGGCGCCGGGGAUGGAGACAGUGGGUAGAGCCAAGCCAGUGGAGUGUCUCCCUACACCCUUGAGACUCAGUGCUUACGACCAAGAGGUGAGAAUGAACCCGCUGACCUCGCUGUCCCGGUACCAGCCGCUGCCGCAGAUCACGCCCCGUUGCGGGUGCAUGAGCCCACUCCCGGGUCGUCUGCCUUUGCAGGGCUACGAAAGCCCUUGUUCCGGCCGCCACUACUGUCUGCGUGGGAUGGAUUACAUCAUUACCGGGGCACCCUGCGGCGAAAGCACUCUACAGCUCCCGCGGGUUCAGCAGCCGACUGUAAGGAGUACAUUACCCUACGAUCACCGGCCCGGAAUGCAAUGUUCUGUAAUAACUCCCCCGCCGUCAUUCUUCCCUUACCCCAGUCUCCAAUGGAAAACAAGUCAUUUCAAGAAGACAGGUGGUGCACAGAAAGACAACUAUGUGGUUCAUCCAGAGUUUGCCUCAGAGAUCUAUGCUGAGAGCUGUUAGGACCCCAGGCCGGUGGGAAUAAGGGGGUGAAGAAAUAAAUACUCUUCACUUCAAAGGGUCCUUACCAGUAGUGUAAGGACUUCUAUUGUGUCCUAACCCAGUAGGAUCCCACAGUGAAUCUUUGCUUAAGCCUCUCUCUGCCCAGCCCUCUCAACUGAGAUACACUGUGUUCGUCAUCUCUUCUAAGCCUCCCAGCCCCUCACCUUACUGGGAUGUUCUGAAGGGCCUCCUAAUUGGGCCUGUCCCCAAUGGAUGUCCUCUUCCCUUCCACUUCACAGCCCAAACCAAUGGAUUCAUUUUUCCUUGUAGGGAGGAUUCUCUACACCCAUUUCCAAUGCCCAGAAGGGCCUUCUGGCUGACAUUUCAAUAGUCCCAUGUGAGAUGCCCCUCAGCCUUUUAUUUCAGUAAACUCC